GAAUUCUCGAAAAAGCACAAAGGUAGACAACUGAUCCAAGCAUUCCCAAGGUCACGACGCCGGCUUUCCCGCCUGAAUCCAGAUUCUUUCUCUCUCAUACCCAAAAACAACCACAAAAAUGUCUUCCCUCGGAAAGAUCUACUCUUACCCCAACAACUGGCGUGUCGCCCGUGCCCGUGCCGCCGCCGUCCUCGGAGGUAGCGACAUCGAGCUCAUCAUGAUCGACAUGCAGACCACCAAGAGGGACGACUACCUCGCCAAGUUCCCCGCCGGUUGUGUUCCCGCUUUUGAGGCUACCGACGGGACCAUCAUCCAGCAGUCGGGUGCUAUCGCUACCUACGCUGCCAUGGCCGCCCCCUCUGGCAAGCUCCUCUCUGACGACAAGGCCACCGCCGCCAAGAUUGCCGAGUGGUGCGCUUUCGCCGACACCGAGAUCGCUCAGUACCACGGUGUCUGCCAGGGUUUGGUCGCUGGAUGGUUGGCUUACGCCAAGCCCACCUACACCUCGAUCUUUACCAAGCUCGAGCAGCGAUUGGCUACCCUCAACAAGGUCCUCGAGGACAAGACCUUCCUCGUCGGUGACAGGAUGACCCUCGCCGACAUCUUCGUCGCCUCGGCCGUCUUCUCCGCCUUUACCGGCCGUGGACACGUCGACAAGGCCACCCGAGCCAAGUACGGCAACGUCGCCCGACACAUGGAGACCAUCGUCAAGAACCCCAAGCUCGUCGAGGUCUACGGCGAGUUCGAGUACGUCGAGUCGGCCCCCCAGUACGUCGCCCCCAAGAAGGACGCCAAGCCCAAGGCCGAGAAGAAGGCCGAGGACAAGCCCAAGGCUGAAAAGGCCCCCAAGGCGCCCAAGGAGAAGAAGCCCGUCGAGAAGGACGACGACGACGAGGAGCCCUUGGUUCCCGAGGAGCCCAAGGCCAAGAACCCGUUGGACGAUCUGCCGAAGUCGGAGUUCAACUUGGAGAACUGGAAACGGGUAUACUCGAACUCAGAUGGUGAUGUAGCGAUGAAGUUCUUCAAGGAGAACUUCGACACCAACGGUUUCUCCAUCUGGCGUGUGGACUACAAGUACAACUCUGAGUUGACUCAAGUUUUCAUGAGUAGCAACCUCAUAGGCGGCUACUUCACCCGGAUGGAAGCAGCACGAAAAUACCUGUUCGGAUCCAUGGGCGUAUGCGGUACCUCCAACAACAGCGUUAUCUCCGGGGUGCUGGUCUGCCGAGGCGAUGACAUCUUGCCCGUCGUUCAGACAGGACCCGACUGGGAGAGUUUCACCUACCAGAAACUUAGCUUGGACAACGAGGAGGACGUCAAGUUCAUCGAGAAGUCGUUUGACUGGACCCUCGAAGUCGACGGCAAGACCUGGGCCGACGGCAAGAACUACAAGUAGAGCAGUCAAUCGUGCGGUCCAUUCUAUUCGAGCUGUCACUCUACCCUUUGUAUGCGAGAUCGGCGCGUCAAGGCCGCUUCAUGUCAUUUAACGAAAUAUAUAUAUUCACGACACCGCUUGUCCUCGAUUCUGCAACGUCGAUACUCUGCUCGAUCCUCAUAAUUCAGCGUUCGACACUGUA
Filobasidium floriforme is the source of this 1577-nucleotide messenger RNA. RefSeq names its product elongation factor 1-gamma. NCBI's taxonomy places the organism in Eukaryota, Fungi, Basidiomycota, Tremellomycetes, Filobasidiales, Filobasidiaceae. The record is from RefSeq and is a predicted model, not a curated record. Gene Ontology annotation, molecular function: translation elongation factor activity. The coding region runs from base 119 to 1396 and encodes 425 amino acids. Gene Ontology annotation, cellular component: cytoplasm; nucleus. The transcript has 13 exons. Gene Ontology annotation, biological process: translational elongation.